UGGCCUUUUUAUGUUAAUUACAUAUGACCAGUAUAAGAAUUGGGAAAACCGGUUUACUAACUAGAUAUAUCAGUCUUCGUAUCUGCAAUCCACUGGGUCUGGAUAGCUAAGAAAGUAGCAAGGGCGGUAGCAUAUAAACUGGUCUGGCUAGUUAGCAGUUAGCUCUGUGUAUUAAGGGGCUGUAAAUAGUGGCUGCAGUUCAGACGGAAGGGAUGACAGGCGGUUUUAAAAUACCUAGAUUGUUGCCUUUGGCUCCAUACGUCGAUUCGUAAAUCGGUUACACAAAUGAUAAAUGGAAAGGCUGCUGUGCUUUUUGUGGAGGCUGAGUGGUUUGCUAGGCUUAUCAUUCAAAUCUGAUGGAUAUGAACACUAAACUGGUCGGUAAUAUGGCCAUGCUGCCGCUGAAAACACAGUUUAAGGGUCCCGCUCCCAAAGAGACAAAAGACUCCGACAUCAUUGAUGAAGCUAUCUACUACUUUAAAGCCAACGUCUUUUUCAAGAACUACGAAAUCAAGAACGAGGCAGACAGAACAUUGAUCUAUGUGACACUAUACAUCUCAGAAUGUCUCAAGAAACUACAGAAGUGCAGCACAAAGAACCAGGGAGAAAAGGAGAUGUACACUCUAGGCAUCACCAACUUUCCCAUCCCCGGGGAGCCGGGGUUCCCCCUUAACGCCAUGUACGCCAGGCCUGUCGACAAGCAGGAAGAGGAAACCAUGAGGGCGUACUUGCAGCAGGUCCGACAAGAGACUGGCCUCAGGCUGUGCGACAAGGUUUUUGACCCCGAGACAGACAAACCCAGCAAGUGGUGGCUUUGCUUUGUGAAGAAACAGUUCAUGAACAAAAGCCUGUCGGCACCAGGACAGUAGGCAGCGUCGCGGCGCGUCGUCUUCAAACACGUUCAGGGUUUUUAUACAGUUUAUGGGUGUCAGAAUACUAAGCCUUCAGCCGUGGAAGGUCUAUUUAUCGUGUCAAGUAUGUGCUUAAUAAACGGCCAGCAACGUUAACUUUUCAAA
Molecule: messenger RNA, 1016 nt
Organism: Paramormyrops kingsleyae
Lineage: Eukaryota; Metazoa; Chordata; Actinopteri; Osteoglossiformes; Mormyridae
Product: actin-related protein 2/3 complex subunit 3-B
Biological process (GO): Arp2/3 complex-mediated actin nucleation; regulation of actin filament polymerization
Cellular component (GO): cytoskeleton; Arp2/3 protein complex
Source: RefSeq, a predicted model, not a curated record